AUGCUUCAUCAUUCCAAACUAGACAAGUAUUUCUGGGCCGAAGCAGCAAUGACGGCCAUCUACGUCAAGAAUCGACUGCCGUCACCUAAAGUCGUACACAAGACCCCACUUGAGAUCGUCUACAGCUCGAAACCAAGCGUCAAGCACAUGCGAGCAUUCGGGUGUCCGACGUACAUACUUACGCCAAAGGAGAAUCGACUCAAGUGGGAUCCAAAGGCUCGCGUUGGCAUAUUCGUGGGCUACGAAGAAGUGUCGAAGUCGUAUCGAGUUUACGACCUCAAGACAGGAAAAGCGGUUAUCAGUCGCGAUGUCAACUUCGACGAGUCCACCUUUGGACUUCCGCCGCGAUCACUGAUGAAGAUGCCGAUGACCUGGACUUCGAAUUGCUUGAACUCAAUGAUGAAGUGCCGCGUCAGGUGGAGUACAAGCAAAUAG
Messenger RNA from Peronospora matthiolae, 435 nucleotides. The record is from the annotation of a GenBank genome assembly. NCBI's taxonomy places the organism in Eukaryota, Oomycota, Peronosporomycetes, Peronosporales, Peronosporaceae.